AUGGCAUCGACGUCGGUCCCUAAUUCAGCCACAGUCCCGCCACUACCGGCCCAGCCGGCGCAGGCACCAAACUGCAAUCUUGCCCACAUGAACCCACUGCCGCCCUCGGUUUUCACCCUCCCGCAGACAGCCCAGCUCGAGGCACUGUACACGAUUAUUAGGGACAAGGAGACCUCGCGCGGCGAUUUCCUCUUUUAUUCAGAUCGCAUUAUCAGAUUGCUGGUGGAAGAAGGACUGAAUCACCUGCCUGUGGUCGCGCGGACGGUUGAGACACCAACUGGCGCUAUCUACAAUGGGCUCGCAUUUGAAGGGAAGAUCUGUGGUGUAUCUAUCCUUCGCGCCGGAGAGGCGAUGGAGGCAGGUCUUCGCGAAGUGUGCAGAAGUGUGAGGAUUGGCAAGAUUCUGAUCCAGCGAGACGAGGAGACGACGCUGCCCAAGCUAUUCUACUCGAAGUUCCCUCCUGACAUCGCGCAGCGCUAUGUCCUCCUCCUUGAUCCCAUGCUCGCGACCGGAGGAUCAGCCAUAAAGGCAGUUGAAGUCCUCAUGGAACAUGGUGUGCCCCAAGAACGGAUCAUCUUCAUCAACCUUAUUGCAGCACCGGAAGGACUCAAAACAUUCUGCUCACGUUUCCCAUCUCUGAAAGUAGUUACUGGUUGGAUCGACCAAGGGCUGAACGAUAAGGCGUAUAUAAUUCCAGGGUUGGGUGACUUCGGCGAGAGGAGAUAUUGUGUCUAA
Messenger RNA from Cyclocybe aegerita, 735 nucleotides. NCBI's taxonomy places the organism in Eukaryota, Fungi, Basidiomycota, Agaricomycetes, Agaricales, Hemipholiotaceae. The record is from the annotation of a GenBank genome assembly.